CGCGGCGCCACUCACGUUCCCCGCCUCUCUUGCUGGCAGCGCUCUAUACCCCGUUUCCGGUGGUUGCCUCCUCCCCUGUGAGGGUGGUAGGCGGAAGUGCGCGACGCGGCCAUGGCGGCGGUGGAUAUCCGAGAUAAUCUCUUGGGAAUUUCCUGGGUUGACAGCUCCUGGAUUCCAAUACUAAACAAUGGGAGUGUGUUGGACUAUUUCUCAGAGCGAAGUAACCCAUUCUAUGACCGAACAUGUAACAAUGAAGUCGUCAAAAUGCAGCGGAUGACCUUGGAACAUUUGAACCAGAUGGUUGGAGUGGAAUACAUCCUCCUUCAUGCUCAAGAGCCCAUUCUCUUCAUUAUCCGGAAGCAGCAAAGGCAAUCUCCAACACAAGUUAUGCCGAUGGCUGACUACUAUAUUAUUGCUGGAGUGAUUUAUCAGGCACCUGACUUAGGGUCUGUCAUUAACUCCAGAGUUCUCACUGCAGUGCAUGGAAUUCAGUCUGCUUUUGAAGAAGCUAUGUCUUAUUGUCGCUAUCACCCAUCCAAGGGCUACUGGUGGCAUUUCAAAGAUCAAGAAGAACGAGAGAAAGCUAAACCAAAAGCCAAGAAGAAAGAAGAACCAAGUUCUAUUUUCCAAAGACAACGGGUAGAUGCUUUGCUUUUAGACCUAAGACAAAAGUUUCCACCCAGAUUUGUUCAGCAAAAGCCUGGAGAAAAGCCUAUCCCAGUGGAUCAAAUCAAGAAGGAACCAGAACCAGCUCCUGAAGCUGUCAAGCCAGAGGAAAAAGAGACUGUAAAGAAUGCUCAGCAGAGUGCUGGCACUAAAGGACCACCUGAAAAACGGAUGAGACUCCAGUGAAGGGAGAAGUUGUUACACUUCUGGAUUAGUCCAGUGCCUGGAAAACAGGAGAUUCUGGCUCCCCUUUCUUUAUAUUUAAGCUCUUCAACUGAGACUGAUUCAGGGACUGAAUUCCCUGUAACAGCUUUUUUUGUAGAAACCUGUCAUACAAAUGUUAACAUUGGGAUAUGAGCUGCCUCAAAGAAGGUGUUAUCAGUCUUCAUCUUAUUUUGAAUGUUGGAUUCUGAAGAUGGACGUAUUUUGCAGCCUCCCGAAAUCUUUACAAACUCUUACAUCCCUUACGUCUUGUUUCCUAUGUAAAAAGAAAAACUGUUAUGUAUAUAAAAAAAAAUAUGAAUUCUUGGCAAAUAAAACUCCUGAGUGCUGGAA
Molecule: messenger RNA, 1221 nt
Organism: Columba livia (rock pigeon)
Lineage: Eukaryota; Metazoa; Chordata; Aves; Columbiformes; Columbidae
Gene: MED6
Product: mediator complex subunit 6
Exons: 8
Coding region: 112-852 (246 amino acids)
Biological process (GO): regulation of transcription by RNA polymerase II
Cellular component (GO): mediator complex; core mediator complex
Molecular function (GO): transcription coactivator activity
Source: RefSeq, a predicted model, not a curated record